CCAGACCGCCCAACAAAAUGCCGCAGAAACAUCGUCGCCAAUCCUACAGUUCAGUCUGCAAAACUCCAGCAGAGCCCACCUGAACACCGAGUUAACCUUGCCGUUCAAAACUUCAUCAAAUUCUGCAUAUCAUGGGCGUUCGAGAUCUCAACUCCCGACCCCCAACCCCACUAUCAACAAACCUGAGCGUCGGACGAUGUGCCGGAUCAGGCGCAGAAGAGGUUCGGGUUCAAUCGCCUCCCGGGAAGAGUCGAGCUCCAUCUUUAUCUCUGGCUUCCACUACUGAUCAGACUCCAGAAAUCGGCGACAAGGGAUUGUCCCCGGAGGCACUGUCUGGUGUCGAGACAAAUUCAGAGGUAGUCUUUCAGGAACUGCUGACGGCACAUGUGCCUCUGACCAGCAGCGCGGCGACGGAGUCUGGGCGACAAAGGGAGUGACGUUCUAGCGCCCACUCGAAGAGAUGAUUCAAUCCUUGUCUUGGACAGACACUGGCCGUAGUUGAUGGAGAAGUCUCGGCAAUCAUAUAGCAAUCGCAACGAUACACUCGGUCGUUCCUCAAGACACAACCGUCACAGAUGACGGAGAUCUUCCGCCCACGCUCGAAUCCUACGUCGAAGCUCAACGUUGUUUGCGUAGAGCGAAGCAAGUGCGAUGACACAGACGGACGCAGCAAAACAAUUUGAGAGAUUUCAGCUCCGAUACUUCGCCGACACCGAGGUCCAGACCCAGAUCCAUACACAUCCACGAAUGAAAGGAAACAUGCAAAGCGGGAAAUUGAAUUAAGCCAUGCACGCAACCAUCCAGAUCUCGUUUUCCCUUCAUUGGCUUUUCAUUGGCUCUCCCGAUCAUGGACGGGACAGGAGAUGUGACCAUGCACCCCUUCGGCUCAUCGUAGCAUUCACCCGCCUUCCCGGUUAAAGUUCUUACACUGAUUGAGCUUAUUCUUGCUCGGAGAGUUAGCGUGUGCCCUUCUAAUGGCUGGGUUAGUUCUGUUCUGUUCUAGCGGCAUUCCAUGCAGUCAUACGCUGGUAUCCUCUGGAGCCAGACGAGUUUGGAUCGGCGUCGUGCUAUCCGCAGGUUGUUGGAAAGUAUGGUCUGUGUCACCUGGAGAGGGCAAGUGUUACUACAGAUCUCCGAAUAGAGGUCUGGCACACAGAAGUUCCGCAUGACAACAUUUGAGUUGCCACUUCCAACAUUCAUUUAGUAUUCAAUACCUUAUGUAACGGUUUCAACCUGAGUAGUGUACACUACAACUACCUCGUGU
This is a messenger RNA of Neurospora crassa OR74A, 1264 nucleotides long. RefSeq lists its product as hypothetical. The coding region runs from base 132 to 437 and encodes 101 amino acids. The record is from RefSeq and is a predicted model, not a curated record. The transcript has 2 exons. Lineage: Eukaryota; Fungi; Ascomycota; Sordariomycetes; Sordariales; Sordariaceae.